Messenger RNA from Acanthopagrus latus (yellowfin seabream), 1370 nucleotides. RefSeq names its product somatolactin alpha (gene smtla). NCBI's taxonomy places the organism in Eukaryota, Metazoa, Chordata, Actinopteri, Spariformes, Sparidae. Gene Ontology annotation, biological process: animal organ development; response to nutrient levels; positive regulation of tyrosine phosphorylation of STAT protein. Gene Ontology annotation, molecular function: growth hormone activity; growth hormone receptor binding. The record is from RefSeq and is a predicted model, not a curated record. Gene Ontology annotation, cellular component: extracellular region. The transcript is spliced from 5 exons. Bases 93 to 788 code for a protein of 231 amino acids.
ACCUUUUCCUUAAAACAUGACCUGUCUGAGGCUUUAUAAAAGGGGUCAGCACGACAGAAAGGCUACGAAGACUUGAAGACUCAACUGACAGAAUGCACCUGAUGAGAGCCAUAAAGCAGGGUCAGUGGGCUGUACUGCUCUGGCCCUAUCUGCUUAUCACGAGCAUCCCACUGGACUGCAGGGACGAGCAGGGCGGUCUCUCCCGCUGCCCCUCUAUCUCCCAGGAGAAACUCCUAGACCGAGUCAUCCAGCAUGCUGAGCUCAUCUACCGCGUCUCUGAAGAAUCGUGCUCUUUGUUUGAGGAGAUGUUCAUCCCAUUCCCACUGCAGCUUCAGAGGAACCAAGCUGGCUAUCCCUGCAUCACCAAAGCCUUACCCAUCCCCAGCUCCAAAAGUGAAAUCCAACAGAUAUCUGACAAAUGGCUGCUCCAUUCUGUGCUGAUGCUGGUCCAGUCUUGGAUCGAGCCUUUGGUCUACCUGCAGACCACAAUGAACCGCUACGAUGGAGUUCCUGACAUGCUGCUCAACAAGACCAAGUGGGUUUCUGAGAAACUGAUGAGUCUGGAGCAAGGUGUGGUGGUCCUCAUCAAGAAGAUGCUGGACGAGGGAAUGAUGACCACAACGUACAACGAACAAGGCCUUUUCCAAGACGACGGGCAGCCUGAGAUGCUGGAAUACGUUAUGAGAGACUAUACCUUGCUCAGCUGCUUCAAGAAAGAUGCCCACAAGAUGGAGAUUUUGCUCAAGCUUCUCAAGUGUCGACAGAAUGACAUACACAGCUGCGCAUAAAACCUUGAGUUCCGCUUUUGAAUACGUGUUGUUUAGCUUUGAAUUAAUUCCUGGAGUUGGUAGCUGUCCACUUAUAGAUAUGACCAUGCCUCAGGCGGUUCAGCCGCGCUCGCAAAGCAGUACAUUCUUUAUUGAUUGUUUUGGAGCACCUUCACACAAAAAUAAGUAGGUGUAAUGCUGUGCCCUCUCUUCAACCUACUGCAUUUUAUAUUUCCCUGCAUAGCUGUUAUUUUAACCUGGCAAAGGCAACAGAGGGCAAACUCCCAAAAGAUUAUUUGUGUGUCGAGCUGUCAAAAAAAUCUACAUAUCCUGCCAUUGAUUUCCAUUUCCUUUGUUCUUAACUGGAGUUUGUAUUCCUCGCUGGUUCUUGCAGUGUUUUGAUUAUUCCCACGGCCCCCAGAGUAUUCAGUGAGACUCCCUCUUUUAAAUGGAGCCGGUUUCACUUCUGCAUUAUUGAAAUGAAACACUUUCACUGGAGACGGGAGUCAAACAGAGAGCAAUCGCUACUUAAAAAAAAGAGACACAUUUUGAUUGGUGAAGGAGAGUGUGAGAGAGACAGCGAGGGGAACAAAUAGCACUUAA